AUCUGUGCGCCACGCGCCGUCCAUUUUGUAUUUGAUUUUGACAUUGUCAAUUUAAUUUGUCAAAUGAGAACAAUGUGGUGAAUAAUAAUCCGAAAUUAUAAAGUUUUUUACGAUUUAAUUAUGUCUAUGCUAGCCGAACCUCGUCGUAAACAAAAAGUGAUAAAUUUACGUGCCAAAAACAAUGCCUGGAGCAAUGAUAGCACCAAAUUUGGGCAAAGAAUGUUGGAGAAAAUGGGAUGGAGUUCUGGCAAGGGGUUAGGUGCUAAAGAAAACGGUAUUGUGGAGCAUGUAGUGGCUAGAUAUAAGAAUGAUGAAAAAGGACUGGGCUUUGAGGACAGAAACGACCAGUGGACGAAGCACGAGGACGAUUUUAACUCGUUGCUUGCUAACCUUUCGAAUGCUGAUGGUGGUACGGAAACUUUACAUAGUGGCAUUUCAUUAGAAAAAAAGUCCAAGAAAAGCAAAGCACGCAUUCACUAUCACAAGUUUACGCGAGGCAAAGACCUGUCACGUUACAGCGAGAAGGACUUAGCUAACAUAUUUGGUAAGAAAAGCUUUAAAGAACCAGAGGUAAAGGAAUAUAUUAAACAGGAUACUUUACAAACCACAGAACAGGUUUUCACAGAGAAGGGAAACAUGGAUGAUUAUUUUAAAACUAAAUUGGCUGCAUUUAAAUCAAAACUAACUGACACAAAUACGAAACAUAAUGAAGAAGUUGAUUACACUUUUAAAGGUUUUUCAAAUAUUUCAGAACCAGAAAAUAAUCAAAAUGGGUUGGUGUCAACCUCCCAUGAACCUUUUUCUUUUUAUAGUUCACAAAAAGAAGAUGUAAGCCAAAAUGUUGAGUUGGCUUGUCUGAAUGUUGAAACUAAAGGUAAGAAGAAAAAGAAAUCAAAAUCGCAGGAAAUAUCCUGUGAAGUAGCAAUAGAGGGAAAUAAUUUACCAGAUUCCGUUCAAGAACUGACCCCAGAGAUUGUGAUGCACAAAGGAACAAUUAAAGCAAAGAAAUCUAAAACGAAAUUGCAUACAGAAUGUAUUGAGGAAACAUCACUGGAUAAGGUAGACGAAAGUGAUUCAGCAGAAUGCUUGCAAGAUUCAACUCAUGCGAUUCUAUUGGAUGUAGAUUCAACUAAAGUAAAGAAAUCUAAAAAGAAAAAGCAUAAAGAAUGUAUUGAAGAAACACAAUUGUCAGAUAAAAUAGAUGUGAGUAAUUCUUCAGAAUGCACUCAAGAAGCAUGUCAAAAUGUAGCAGCUCCUAAGAAAAAAUCUAAAAAGAAAAAGCAUCAAGAAUGUGUUGAUAAUGAAAUCUGCCCAUGUGAAGAGAUUAGCAAAGUUAAGAAGAAAAAUAAGACUAAAAGUAAUGUUCAAGAUAUUCAGGAGCAUAUAUUAUCUAUGGAAGAUCAUGUUCCUAAAAAGAAGAAGAAAAGUAAAAACCAAGAGUUAUGAUAUUAAAUCAAGGAAAAUAAAAUCUAUUUUGUAUUAAAUUCAUUUUUUAAACAUAAUGAAAUUAUUAAAAUUAAAUAGUUCCUUUUUGGAAUAUCAGCUGAGAGAGUUGAAUUCAUUUGUAAUACAAAACACCGUUUAUAAUAAAAUGUAUUUGUUAC
Molecule: messenger RNA, 1604 nt
Organism: Maniola jurtina (meadow brown)
Lineage: Eukaryota; Metazoa; Arthropoda; Insecta; Lepidoptera; Nymphalidae
Product: PIN2/TERF1-interacting telomerase inhibitor 1
Exons: 2
Coding region: 121-1446 (441 amino acids)
Biological process (GO): regulation of ribosome biogenesis
Cellular component (GO): nucleolus
Molecular function (GO): telomerase inhibitor activity; nucleic acid binding
Source: RefSeq, a predicted model, not a curated record